UCGGGGUCCAGUUAAAAGGGAGCCGGCUAUAAAAUAACUGACCAGCACUGCCGCCGACAUCAGUAGUAUAACUCCGCUCGAACAUGAAGGUCCUGGCUCUAUUUCUUCUCGUGGUAGCGAUAGUUUUGGCAGAGGACAAGUAUACGACAAAGUACGACAAUGUUGACUUGGACACGAUUUUGGCGAGCGACCGUUUGCUCAAAAACUAUGUAAAUUGCCUACUAGAGAAGGGAAGUUGCACGCCCGAUGGCAAAGAGCUUAAAGAAACUCUUCCGGACGCACUGUCGACCGAGUGUAGUAAAUGCAGCGAGAAGCAAAAGAAGGGUACCGAGAAGGUCGUCCGGUAUCUAGUCAACAAGAAACCGGAAACUUGGGAGCAACUUAAGAAGAAGUACGAUCCCAGUGGCCAAUACACUACCAAAUAUAUAGACGAAGCACACAAGCAGGGAAUAAAUGUGUGAAUAAUUUAGAUUCUCAUCUCGCCGAGUAGAACGUC
Trachymyrmex cornetzi is the source of this 496-nucleotide messenger RNA. RefSeq names its product Ejaculatory bulb protein III. The record is from RefSeq and is a predicted model, not a curated record. Lineage: Eukaryota; Metazoa; Arthropoda; Insecta; Hymenoptera; Formicidae. The coding region runs from base 84 to 461 and encodes 125 amino acids. The transcript has 4 exons.